This is a messenger RNA of Eremothecium gossypii ATCC 10895, 654 nucleotides long. It is a transcript of the gene NSL1, whose product is annotated as MIND complex subunit NSL1. Gene Ontology annotation, cellular component: MIS12/MIND type complex; kinetochore. Gene Ontology annotation, biological process: mitotic sister chromatid segregation. Lineage: Eukaryota; Fungi; Ascomycota; Saccharomycetes; Saccharomycetales; Saccharomycetaceae. The transcript has a single exon. The record is from RefSeq and is marked provisional. The coding region runs from base 1 to 654 and encodes 217 amino acids.
AUGCCUGCCGAAAAACUGGAGCUCACCAGUGAGGAGAUAAAGCAUAUCCACUUGCAGCUGAAGGGGAUUUUGGACGAGAAGAUCCGCUUGCACCUCCCGCAGCGGCAUUCCGUAUCGGAAUCACAGGACACAGAUGAUGGUAGCGAUAGCAUGGCGCGGCAGGUGAUGGUUGAAGUCGAAAAGUUUUUGAGUUCGGUGAUGGAGAUGGCAAGUGACUCCGUGCAUGUCAGCGAUGCACGCAGCAGCGUGACCGUGCUCGAUGUCGUCAACGAUGUGCAACGCGAGUACGUGGAGCCGUUCGACCUGGAGCUCAACGAGCGCGUACGACAGCUGUACCAGGAGUGGGAGGCGGAGACGCUGCGCGUUGCGCAGCUGCGGCAAACUGGCCCGCGUGCAAUCACAGACGCAUAUCUCAAGGAAGAAGGCGCGGCGAUUGCUGCCCUCGACGAGCGGAUCCGCAAGCUAGAGGGACUAGCAGAGGCGGACCAAGAAACACAGCUCCCGGCUGCGGAUGCUGAUUUCUGGAGCGAAGUCGGCGAUCAGUAUGGCCGUUCGUUGGGCCUGCUCAAACAGGCACAAUCGCUGCUACCACGUGACCGCAUGCAGCUCGAGAAGCUGAAGAAGCUUGUGCAAUACCUGGAGAACGAGGUAUGA